GCCAGGCGUGCUCUGAACCGAGUCCAAACUCCAUGCAAACGGCGCACAACAAACUUCCGCUCUCUUCCCUUACCCGACUCUGGCCCUCCUAUGAGCCCGAUUUAACAGAAACUGGGCGGUGAGAAGUUCCUUGUGACACUCUAAUCCCAACCUGCUGACUGAACCACGCCUCCAGUGGAGCCUACCUUCAGAGCUCCAGGACGAUCCAGGUACCAGGUGGCCCCAAGGAUGAGCUGCUGACCUGGUAGGGAAGGGGACACCUAAAGAGGACAGGACAGAGGAAGCAGGCCCUUCUUUACCCAAGGACUUAAGAGUCUUCCAGAGACAGUAUGUCAGAGGGGGUGGGCACAUACCGUGUGGUCCCCGAAGAGGAACAGGAGCUCCGUGCCCAACUGGAACAGCUCACAACCAAGGACCAUGGGCCUGUCUUUGGCCAGUGCAGCCAACUGCCCCGCCACACCUUGCAGAAGGCCAAGGAUGAGCUGAAUGAAAGGGAGGAGACUCGUGAGGAGGCUGUGCGAGAGCUGCAGGAGCUGGUGCAGGUGCAGGCGGCUUCUGGGGAAGAAUUGGCCCUGGCCGUGGCCGAAAGGGUGCAGGAAAAGGACAGUGCCUUCUUCUUGCGCUUCGUCCGUGCACGGAAAUUCAACGUGGGCCGAGCCUAUGAGCUGCUCAGAGGCUAUGUGAACUUCCGGCUGCAGUACCCUGAGCUCUUUGAUAGCCUGUCCCUGGAGGCUGUCCGCUGUACCAUUGAGGCUGGCUACCCUGGUGUCCUUUCCAGUCGGGACAAGUAUGGCCGAGUGGUCAUGCUCUUCAACAUUGAGAACUGGCAAAGUCAUGAAAUCACCUUUGACGAGAUCUUACAGGCCUAUUGCUUCAUCCUGGAGAAGCUACUGGAGAAUGAGGAAACUCAGAUUAAUGGCUUCUGCAUCAUUGAGAACUUCAAGGGCUUUACCAUGCAGCAGGCUUCUGGGCUCCGGACUUCUGAUCUCAAGAAGAUGGUGGACAUGCUCCAGGAUUCCUUCCCAGCCCGGUUCAAAGCCAUCCACUUCAUCCACCAGCCAUGGUACUUCACCACGACCUAUAAUGUGGUCAAGCCCUUCCUGAAGAGCAAGCUGCUCCAGAGGGUCUUCGUCCAUGGGGAUGACCUCUCUGACUUCUUCCAGGAGAUUGAUGAGAACAUCCUACCCUCUGACUUUGGGGGCACACUGCCCAAAUAUGAUGGCAAAGUGGUUGCCGACCAGCUCUUUGGGCCCCGCGUCCAAGCUGAGGACACAGCCUUCUGAGGACAUCUCCUGCCAUCUGAACUGUAGUUAGGAUCCCUCGGCCUCCCCUCAGUUGUCCUGGCCCAUGGCUGAGAAAGGGCUGCCUGAACGGACUAUGUGUCCCCUAAGCUUCGGUGAGGUCAGGUGUCACCUUCUGUCCAAGUUGGGGGAGCAGUACAGAAGGGGAAAUUCUCAUGAACAAGAA
Messenger RNA from Nycticebus coucang (slow loris), 1467 nucleotides. RefSeq names its product retinaldehyde binding protein 1 (gene RLBP1). Gene Ontology annotation, cellular component: membrane. The record is from RefSeq and is a predicted model, not a curated record. The transcript is spliced from 9 exons. Gene Ontology annotation, molecular function: phosphatidylinositol bisphosphate binding. The coding region runs from base 330 to 1283 and encodes 317 amino acids. NCBI's taxonomy places the organism in Eukaryota, Metazoa, Chordata, Mammalia, Primates, Lorisidae.